GCGCUGUUCCUCCGCGGCUUCUUCCCGCUGCCCGUCCGGUCCCUGCCGCGCGGGGAGGCACGCGCAGAGCCUCCCGCCGAGCCGGCCCCGCCCGGCCCAGGAAUAGUUUCCAACUGGACCAAAAUUCCACCACCACUUUUCAAAAAAGUUGUCAUUGUCCUGAUAGAUGCUUUGAGAGAUGAUUUUGUCUUUGGAUCCAAAGGUAAACAGUUCAUGCCUUACACUACACAAGUUAUUGAAAAAGGGACAUCCUACAGUUUCAUUGCUGAAGCAAAGCCACCCACUGUGACUAUGCCUCGAAUUAAGGCUUUGAUGACGGGUAGCAUUCCUGGUUUCAUUGAUGUUGUUGUGAACCUCAACUCUCCAGCUCUAAUGAGUGACAAUCUAAUAUGGCAGGCAAAAGCAGCUGGGAAAAGAAUAAUCUUUUAUGGUGAUGAUACUUGGGUAAAAUUGUUUCCAAAGCAUUUUGUGGAAUAUGAUGGAACAACGUCCUUUUUUGUGUCAGAUUUUACAGAGGUUGAUGAUAAUGUUACUAGACAUUUGGAUAGAGUGUUGAAGAGAGAAGACUGGGAUCUCUUAAUAUUACAUUACCUCGGAUUGGACCAUAUUGGACAUAUGACUGGGCCAAACAGCCCACUAGUGGGACCAAAACUUCGUGAAAUGGACAAUGUCUUGAAGAAGAUUCAUAUUUCUCUUCUGUCAAAGGAAGGAGAGGCUUCUCUGCCCAGUUUGCUGGUUGUUUGUGGGGAUCACGGGAUGUCUGAAACAGGCAGUCACGGUGGUUCUUCAGAAGGUGAAGUGCACACACCGCUGCUAUUUAUCAGCUCUGCUUUUGAAAAGAGAAGUGGUCCUCUAACCCAACUUGAACUUGUGCAACAAACUGAUUUGGCUAGUACACUGGCAGUAGGUCUUGGUCUACCAAUUUCAAGAAACAAUGUUGGGAACAUUAUAUUACCAGUUGUGGGAAGCAAGACCAUGAGAGAACAACUACGUUUCUUACACAUGAAUGGGUUCCAGCUUAGCACACUGUUGCAAGAGAAUACACCUGCCUAUGAAAAAGAUCUUGGAUACGAGCAGUUUAAGAUAGCAGAAAAAUCCCAUGGUAAUUGGAUCAAACUGUACCUAGAGGGGAAUAAUUCAGAAAUACUCUUAAAUCUUGGCAAAAAGGUCCUGAAACAAUACUUGGAGGCCUUGAGGACGUUGAGUUCUUCGCUAAGCAAACAAGUGGCACAAUAUGAUAUGUAUUCAAUGAUGGUGGGGACUGUGAUCAUUAUGGAGGUUUUGCUCCUACUCUUCCUCAGUGUACCAAAAGCUCUGAGCAGUCGGGCAGAAUUUGAAGUGCCCCUCUCUCCUCCACUCUUCUCUCUGCUGUUUUACUUGAUGUGUCUGAUGCUGUGUGCAGUUCACGUCAUUGUAUGCACAUCAGCAGAAAGUUUAUGCUAUUUCUGCAGUAUGUCCUGGUUAACUGCAGUUGGAGUGAUGAUGCUGAUUUCUGCACUCAUGUGCGGUAUUUUAUCUGCCGUUGGAAAGACUCUUGAGAAUUCCAGACUUCCACUGAAGAAUCUUGGUGCAUCCAGUUCCAGCUGGUCUGAAGUAGAUGUGCUGAUCCUGGCUGGAACAAUUGGUCAUGUUUUGAGUUUGGGAGCAAGCAGUUUUAUUGAAGAAGAACAUCAAACUUGGUAUUUUCUUAUCAAUACCCUAUGUUUGGCUCUGUGUCAGGAACUCUGUAGAAAUCAUUUUCUUCUGAAAGAAUGUGACCUUCAGCUUGGCACCUCUAUGAAACAAAACUUUGACAGUAUUGGAGAAGCCCCAGAAUGCAAGAAUAUAGAUGUACAAGCAGCAAGUAAUUCAAAACUAGGCAAGGCUGCAUCUUCAGCUGAAUCUGUAAAAGGAUCAGAUAAGUGGAUAAGCUUAGCAAGUCCAUGGAUCAUUCUUAUUUGCUGUCGACUCCUUCGAUCCUUGAAUCAGACAGGGGUCCAGUGGGCUCAUCGGCCAGACUUUGGGCACUGGUUGACAAGUUCUGAGCAUAAGUCUGAACUCUCCGUCUUGGCUGCAGUUUCCCUACUUAUGAUCUUUGUUCUGGUUCAAAGAAGAUGCUCACUGGUUUCAAAAAUUGCUAUGGCACUUGGGCUCCUGGGAGUCUACAGUUACCGGGCAGCCAUUGGAAAUGUCGUAUUUCCAUGGCAACAUGACAGCAAAGAUAUUUCAAAGGGGAUUACUGAAGCUCGUUUUGUUUAUGUCUUUGUUCUUGGAAUAGUCUUCACUGGCACUAAAGAUUUGCUGAAGUCACAGGUUAUUUCUGCAGACUCCCGUAUGAAGAGUACAGGACUAUGGGAAGUGUAUAGUGGAUUAGUUCUACUGUCAGCCCUUCUAUUUAGACCACACAAUUUACCAGUCUUGGUAUUUUGUCUGUUGAUACAGACAAUGAUGACAAAAUACAUCUGGAGACCUUUGAAAUUUGAUGCAGCACAGAUCACCAUAAUGCACUACUGGUUUGGCCAGGCUUUCUUCUAUUUUCAGGGAAAUUCAAAUGGCAUUGCUACUGUGGAUGUUUCAGCAGGGUUUGUGGGACUAGAAAGCUACGUGGAGAUACCAGCAAUCUUCCUUACAGCAUUUGCAACAUAUGCAGGACCUUUGCUUUGGGCCAUUCAUCUUCUGUGCUACUUGAGUUCUGAAGUCAGCAGGAAUUCUGCAGCAGUGGGUCAUGGGUGUUUCUGCUAUGCGCUGAUGCGUUCCAUCCCAGUUGCCAUCUACAUCGUUUUGGUAACAGGCCUGCGGUACCACCUGUUCAUAUGGAGCGUCUUCUCACCAAAGCUGCUUUACGAGGGAGUGCAUGUGUUCAUCACAGCCGCUGUCUGCUUGUUCUUUACAGCCAUGGACCAGAACCACUCUCAGAAGGUGCAAGACUGAAAAUAAGUGUGUAGCACACAGUUCUGUACUGCAAUGCCUUGUGUGUCUCUGGAAUGGAAGGACGACAGUGGUUUCAAAUUGUUGUGCAGAGUGUGAAGAACAGUGUUGUGUAUUUUAGCCAGUUCCACAUAGGGCUUGAAGGGCUUGUCCCGUGUUACAGUUUGCUUUAAAAAUGCUGAAUUGAAAUAAACUGUUUUAACUUAUCAUAGAUAAUUCUGUUCCUUAGCUGUCAUUAUGACGAUGCCUGAAUAACUGAUUUGCAAUUAUCACAUGACAGUCAGUUUUGCUAUAUGCCAAAUAUCGAGUUGUAUUUUUAAUAUGUAACUUGGAAAGAUAUCUAACACUGAUUUUUUUUUCCCCAAUUCUUUAAUGAAUUUGGAGGCUAGAUUUAAAUGAACUUUCUUGAGUUUUAAAGAAAGAUACUCUCUUUGGUAAAAAGAUGAACACUAUGUCUCAUAUUAAGUCAUUCUUGAGCUUCUGGCUUUUUUUCAUCAGUUUUUAUGUCUGGCUCUUUUCACUGACUUGGAAGAUGAAGAAGCAAAAGUUCAUUAAAUGCUGCCCCCCCCCAAAUCUUGUAGCCUUAUAUAUGGGUUACGCUAACCCUAAAUCAGAAGUCUGUAUCUAUUUGUAAAUGUGAAUGUGGUUUCUUUUUUUCCAAGACACUGACAAUGAGAGAUUUUUGUUUCACAUAUCUAUAUAAUAAACAUGUAGGAAGAAGGCACUAGUAAAGGCAGUGAGUGUAGACAAAAAAACCCCAAAACACUAAGUGAUUUGAUCAUAGAAACUUGAAAAAAGGCCUAACUGUUCAAUGUUUUUGGUUUAAUUAAAAUAAUUGCAUACACAUAAAUGCAAUUUGAAUUUCAAAAGGUGGUUCUUGAUGUAGGUAUGAAGCAGCUGAUCACAGGCACUGAAAAAAUAUUUUGCACAUGUGAUUUCUUUUUUAGCUUCUUAGACUAUGGCAUCUUAAAAAUAUGCAAGAUGUCUUGUUGCUGUUCAACAGAGCUCAUUAGCCAUAAGUUUUGUUUUGUUCCUUGUGUAUCAAACAUAUAAUUAAAUAAUUCAUACAGA
Molecule: messenger RNA, 3978 nt
Organism: Lagopus leucura (white-tailed ptarmigan)
Lineage: Eukaryota; Metazoa; Chordata; Aves; Galliformes; Phasianidae
Gene: PIGG
Product: phosphatidylinositol glycan anchor biosynthesis class G
Exons: 13
Coding region: 214-2910 (898 amino acids)
Biological process (GO): GPI anchor biosynthetic process
Cellular component (GO): endoplasmic reticulum membrane
Source: RefSeq, a predicted model, not a curated record